Molecule: messenger RNA, 1456 nt
Organism: Python bivittatus (Burmese python)
Lineage: Eukaryota; Metazoa; Chordata; Lepidosauria; Squamata; Pythonidae
Source: RefSeq, a predicted model, not a curated record
UUGUUUAGGAAUGAUUCAUUCAAGUCCCUUUGAGAGCCACUGAAGUCAUUGAAAAAAAGUCUCCGUACAUCCUUUGUUUUCUACUGAAACUCCUGGGGCAUAAAUGGAGUUAACUCUGGUUCACCUAUGAAUGCUCACUCUUAUCCAAAAGAGAGAAUGUAUACUGUACGAAAUAGGGAACAAGGACAUGGCUCCGUGGCCUGAACUGGAAGACACAGACACCAAUAAAUAUAUUGAAGAACCGUGCUCCAAACCAAACGAGAUCAUGUCUGAAAAAGAGACGAAAGAUACCAAAGACACGGCCAUUUCCACCGAAAAUCAGCUGGAACUUUUGCCUGCAUAUUCCACCAUUGCUUUGACCACUGAAUCUGAAGAAGAAGAUCCAUGGAGUCUGCCAGAGCUUCAGGAUACUGGAAUCCAAUGGUCAGAGCUUGAUGGAAAACACAAAGUCCUGUAUAUUUUACAAGGCAUAGGGAAAUUUAUUCUUCUGCUUGGAUUACUUUACUUUUUUGUUUGCUCCUUGGAUGUGCUCAGCUCUGCCUUCCAGUUAGUAGGAGGCAAAGCAGCAGGGGACAUUUUCAAGGAUGGCUCAGUCUUGUCAAAUCCUGUUGCAGGCCUUGUCAUUGGGGUUCUGGUGACUGUAAUGGUGCAGAGUUCUAGUACUUCUUCUUCUAUCAUUGUCAGCAUGGUGUCUUCUUCGUUACUGAGUGUUCAGCACGCUAUUCCAAUCAUAAUGGGAGCCAAUAUUGGGACGUCAGUUACAAACACCAUUGUGGCACUCAUGCAAGCAGGAGACAGGAACGAAUUUAGAAGGGCCUUUGCUGGUGCUACAGUCCAUGAUUUCUUUAACUGGCUUUCAGUAUUUGUACUAUUGCCCAUUGAAGUUGCGUCACAGUAUCUCUACCGCCUUACCAACCUUAUUGUGGACUCGUUUCAGCUGGAAAGUGGGGAAAAUGCCCCUGAAUUACUGAAAGUCAUCACAGAUCCUUUUACAAAACUUAUCAUCCAGCUUGAUAAAUCAGUGAUAAACGCAAUCGCUGUAGGAGAUGAAUCAGCAAAAAAUAAAAGCCUGGUGAAAGUUUGGUGCAAAACUAAAACUAAUGUGAUUGCAUUGAAUACGACCAUCCCACCAUCCGAAAAUUGCACAUCUUCAGACCUUUGCUGGACCAAUGGAAACAUGACCUGGACUGUCAAAAAUGAGUCGGUAAAAGAAAAUAUUGCAAAAUGCAAGCACAUUUUUGUAGACUCACAGCUCCAAGAUCUUGCCAUUGGUCUUAUCCUGCUUGCAUUGUCUUUGCUUGUCCUGUGUACUUGCUUGGUGUUGAUUGUUAAAUUGCUGAAUUCGGUCCUUAAAGGACAAGUAGCAAACGUUAUCAAGAAAACACUCAAUACUGGUAAGUAUUUCUUCUGUUUUUAAAUAAUAGAAUAUUUUGUCUAGAGCACUGUUUCUCGAACU